This is a messenger RNA of Trifolium pratense (red clover), 1108 nucleotides long. RefSeq lists its product as uncharacterized. NCBI's taxonomy places the organism in Eukaryota, Viridiplantae, Streptophyta, Magnoliopsida, Fabales, Fabaceae. Bases 292 to 900 code for a protein of 202 amino acids. The transcript has a single exon. The record is from RefSeq and is a predicted model, not a curated record.
UAUAAUUGAAUUGAACCAAACUUGCAAGCAAGGUAUUCAGGAAGCAUCAAAAUCAGAGUUACUUACAAAGCAAACAAAUUCCUAAUCACAAAAAUUACUGCCUCUUCAUCACGCUUUCCCUAUGAAUUCAAUGCUUUCACACAACCACUAAUUCCAAAACCUACCACUUUUUUCCCUUCCACACUUUAACCUGCAUAUUUUCCUUUCCUACAUGCAAUUCUCAACAAGAAAUUAACCUGUAACUACAUCUGUAUAAACUUCAUCAUUCAUCAUAAAAAGAUUGGAUUUUUAAUGGGUGGCCAACAAAGACCAAGGAAUCAGGUUAUGGGUUUCAAAGUUUCUCACAAUCCUGCAGGGUUUGACCUUAUGCAGAACUGUGAUCUUCCUCCACCUUCCAAGGUUUUUCGGGGUCCAGAUAAGACUGUCAUAUUGUCCAUGAAUAGGGUGUGUAACAUUUCAGGCAAAGAAGAAGAGUCAGAUAGAAAACACUAUGGUACUUACCGGCUAGAAAAUGGCAAUGAUGAAAAGGAUAAAGUGGAGCUUCUUAAAGCGCUGGAAGCAUCUCAAACACGGGCCAGAGAGGCUGAAAAGAUGGCUGCAAUUCUAAGAAAAGAAAGGGAUGGUCUCUCUAUUGCUUUGCUGGAAGAGGCCAUGCAGUUGUUUGCUUGUCGCCAAGUGGUGAGAUUGCUUGAGCUUCAAGUUUUAAACCUGCAACCACUUUGGCUGCAGCAACAACCAGCGAUGUCGAUGUCUGGUUGUUAUGCCAGAUCAACAGAGGGUGCUGUAGGAUUACCCAGUGAAGAAGGCCACGAUGAAGAAACGACUUGUGUCACAUGGGUUCUGGCUUUGAUUUUCUCGUUGGGAAUUGGUGUUGCCACUGCCCUUGCUUGGAGAUACUAAUCCUGCUGCUGUUGCAGAUGUAUCGUUGAUACAUGAAAGACAAUCUGCAUAUACAAAAUUUUGCUUUAUAUUAACUAAUAGUCUAAUACUCAAAUAUAAUUUCAUACUGCAUCAAUAUGACCUCCAUUCUGUACAACAGUUACAGUCUUACAGAGUUACUCUCUGUUUUGCAGUAUAACUUGAAUGGUCCUAUAUAUGAUUGAUACUA